Molecule: messenger RNA, 1454 nt
Organism: Saccoglossus kowalevskii
Lineage: Eukaryota; Metazoa; Hemichordata; Enteropneusta; Harrimaniidae
Source: RefSeq, a predicted model, not a curated record
CAAGCCUUGCAGCCAGUUAUGACAAAUGUGGAGAUGAGCUGCUCUACCCAGACUACUGACAAAAUAUCGCACCCAUCAAUGAAUGACACAGAGAUGAGCUACUCAACCCAGACUACUCGCAUAGUGUCACAUCCAUCUUUGAACGAUGUUGAAAUGAGCUGCUCUACCCAGACUACUGACAAAAUAUCACAAUCAUUAUUAAAUGACACAGAGAUGAGCUAUUUAAUCCAGACUACUCGCAUAGUGUCACAGCUGUCUGUGAACGAUGUAGAAAUGAGCUGCUCUACCCUGACUACUGACAAAACAUCACAGCCACCAUCAAAUGACAUGGAGAUGAGCUAUUUAACCCCUACUACUCACAUAGUGCCACAGCUAUCUUUGAACGACACAGAAAUGAGCUGCUCUACCCAGACUACUGACAACAGUAAUGAUGCAUAUUCCCAUGGAAGAAGUAAUUUCACUCGAAAUCAUGAAAUCAAUGCCAACCUGCUACAGAUGCAAGAAGUUGAUUUACAACCUGAUAUUCCAGCUAAAAUAAGAAAAUGUAGUGAUGAAAUAGAUCUUCAAGCAUGUAUUCUAGAUGAAGACAUGCUAUAUUACUUCAAACAUGACAUUCCUAUGACAGGUCCAUCAAAACAUGUGUUGUCUGGAGAUGAAAAUGAUGAAGGCUACACCAACAGUUUAAGUGAAACUCUUGAAGAUAAACAUGUUAUUGAAAAUACUGAUAUCUCCGACUUAGUGGACUAUUUAAAUAAUAAAAAAUCAUGGGAAGAUUUGGAAAAGGCUGAACCAGGCAGCAUGCAAACUUGGGACACAGGAUACUUCUCUGAAGUUGAGAUGCAAGAAAUCUAAAUCAGUUCUAACAGUCGCCAUGUGGUGCCACUCAAUGCUGUCUUUGUCUGCAAUACAACUGAGUUUAAAUAUAUAUGGAGAAUUGCUGCAUCUUUUUAUUUAUCAUAUUCAUUUUCAUCUUUUAAGUUGUCAACAUACAUUUACAUUUUCUUUAUCAGCAAGACAUGUAACUUCUAUUUACUCUAUUUGUUAGACAUAUAACGGUAGUUGAAAAUUAUCGCAAAUGAAAUUAUCAAAAACAUGUACCCGGUAUUAGUUGUACAUCCUUAUAGGAUGAUAUGUAUAUAUACGCUAAAAUUGUAAUUCAGAUUCAUAUACAAGCAUAUUUACACGUGCUUCUCAUUCCAAUUAGCUUUGUUAAUAGCAAAUUUCAGUUUUAGUCAAUUUUACUUUUAGCUUGACUAUAAUCCAAUGUUAAAUUACUCAAUAACAAAAUAUGAAUAUAAGUACAUUUUAUAAAUGUGUUAUUGAACCUGUGUAGAUAACUAGCUCUUACAAAAUUAGUUACGAUUAUAGUAGAGAAUAAAUACUGCGUUUGUUGCCAGAAACAAAUUUCAAAUAUAAGCAUACAUAAACCACCAAUUUACUGUAAUGCUGGAUAA